AUGAUUUCGCAGAAGUUUAUGCAAAAAAUGCAAGAAAUCUGGAUGUUGGGCGCACAAGAGCAUGCAUUCGGGCCAUUAAACUUCCACGCUUAUGGCCAUACUGGUUUGGUCGAUCAGCCACAUUUCCCUAUUGAUCACGAAUAUUCCGUUGAAGGAUUCAAAAACAAGGGAGUCACAGCCUACUACAAUUAUAUGGUUGAUUUUGCUGUUAUUUUAGGUACCAAUAGAGUUAGAGCUAAAAAAGAAUUAAAGCAAGCGGUUAAAUUUGAAAUGAAUCUUGCAAAUGAUAGGCCGCAGUAUCUGAACUACGCUGGGAUUGGUCCAUUUGAUUUGGGGUCUGAAAUCACUCACGCCAUCGACAACCAAGGUAGACGAUUUGACAUAAAUGGACAUUUUAAUGAUUGGUGGUCUGCAGGAACCAAUGAAAAGUUUCUUCAGAAAGCUGCUUGCAUUACUCAACAGUACGAAAAUUAUGCUGUAAAAGAAGCCGGCGUCAAAUACGAAAUUCUCGAAGCUGCAAGUAUCAAACUAGACAAGGUGAGCGAAACGGUAAGCGAUAAAGUGAGAGACCAGAUAAAAAACAAGGUGAGCGACAAGGUGUGCCAAACUCCUGCAUGUGAAACUGUUGCUUUGAAAAUCCGGGAGAGUAUUGACCCCGAGGUAUCGCCAUGCGAUGACUUUUACAAAUUUGCGUGUGGUAAUUUUUUAAAAACUGCAGUUAUUCCAAAAGAUGAGACGAGUGUCGACAGAUAUAUUUCCCUUGAAAAAUUAGUUCAGAAACAACUAAAAAAAAGCAUUGAAGAGCCAAUUGAACCCAGUGAGCCUAGAUGGAUGAGACAAACGAAAAACCUUUACAAGGCUUGCAUGGACACGACUGCGAUUGAAGAAAAUGGUCUCCGUACAGAAUUGCGUAAAUUAAAGAAAGCAGGUGGUUGGCCUGUACUAGAAAACGAAUGGGAUGAAGAAAAUUUUGAUUGGAAACGUUCGACUCGUGUUAUGCAGAAAUUGGGAUUUCUUAUCUGGUACUUUUUCGAUUACAAAAUUGUCCCAGAUGAUUUAGACAACACAACACGUGUGUUGAAUAUUGACGAACCACCUCUCUUUAUUGAACGCGAAAAUGUAAUAAAAGAGAUCCAGGACCCGAUCUUGAAUGCCUACUACAAUUAUAUGGCUGACAUUGCUAUUAUGUUUGGUGCAAAUGAAACUAGAGCUCAAAAGGAAUUAAAGGACGUUCUAGAAUUUGAAAUUAAGCUCGCCAAUAUUUCCUCAAGUGCUGAAGAGAGUGAUAAUGAAACUGCUCUGAGUAAAAGAGUAAAAGUGUCCGAGCUUGCAGAAAAGUAUCCGAGUAUUCCUUGGAAGGAAUAUUUCAACACACUUCUCAAAUCUUUUGUGGCAAUCGGUGACGACGAAAUAAUAAUAGUGAAUGAGCCCACUUUUUUCGAAAAGUUUGAUCAAUUGAUCAAGACAACUCCAAAAAGAGUGCUGGCAAAUUUUCUCUUUUGGAAAGCAGCUCAGAAUGAUUUAGAUUAUUUGACUGAAGAAGUUAGAAACCGCAAAAAGAAGUUCGAGGCUGCGUUUGGCAAUGAAUCGAAAUGGGUUGAUAGAUCACAGGAAUGCCUUCAAGUAGCUGAUAUGCUAGGAUUGAAUACUGAUAUUCUAUAUGCCAGGAAGAACGUUUACCUAGAAACGAAGAAAAGUGCAGACAAAAUAGCAGUAGAAAUUCAGCAACAGUUAAAGGCAAUGUUAAAAGAGGCCGACUGGAUGGACGAAGAAACAAGGGCGAGUGCUUUGGCUAAACUGAAUUCUAUGGAAAAUUUUAUUGGCUAUCCCGAAGAAAUUUUUGAUGACAUGUCUCUUGACGAACACUACAGCAUGUUGGAAAUAACCCCGGACGACUUCCUUGAAGCAGUUUCCAAUGUGACCAUUUUCUCGACAGAACAUUCAUUCAAUGAUUUGAGGAAGCCUGAUGACAACUCAGAUUGGACACUCCACAUGGACAUUAUUCGUGAAGAUAGUGGCGCUGAAUAUUUUCAACAGGAAAACAGCAUUGACUACCCUGCUGGAAUUCUACAAGGCGUUUUCUACGAUCAGGAUCGGCCUGAGUACCUGAACUACGCCGGGAUUGGUGCGUUUGAGUUGGGACCUGAAAUGACUCGCGCUUUUGAUAAUGAAGGUAGAUACUUUGAUAAAGACGGAAACUCCAAGGAGUGGUGGACUUCAGAAACGAAUGAAAAAUUUCUUCAGAAAGCUGCUUGCAUUAUCCAGCAGUACGGCAACUAUACUGUUGAAGAAGUCAACGUCAAAGUAAAUGGUACCCAAACCCAAGAAGCCAACAUUGCAGACAACGGAGGCGUAAAAGCAGCGUACCUAGCCUAUCAAAAUAUAGUCAGUCAAACUGGCCCGGAACCCAUAUUGCCUGGAUUAAAAUAUUCUCAAUCGCAACUUUUUUGGAUUCACGCAGCUGUCACGCAAUGUGCCAAAUUCAUGCCAGAGGUAAUGAAAAACGAAACUUUAACCAAUAAUAAUAGUCCACCAGAAUUCAGAGUCAUCGGUACAUUUUCUAAUAGGCCAGAGUUUGCAAAAGACUUUAAUUGUCCAGUAGGUUCCAAAAUGAAUCCAACUAAGAAGUGUGCUGUAUGGUAA
This is a messenger RNA of Belonocnema kinseyi, 2643 nucleotides long. RefSeq names its product neprilysin-2-like. The record is from RefSeq and is a predicted model, not a curated record. The coding region runs from base 1 to 2643 and encodes 880 amino acids. The transcript has 11 exons. Gene Ontology annotation, biological process: protein processing. Gene Ontology annotation, molecular function: metalloendopeptidase activity. NCBI's taxonomy places the organism in Eukaryota, Metazoa, Arthropoda, Insecta, Hymenoptera, Cynipidae. Gene Ontology annotation, cellular component: plasma membrane.